This is a messenger RNA of Hirsutella rhossiliensis, 1443 nucleotides long. RefSeq names its product sugar transporter domain-containing protein. The record is from RefSeq and is a predicted model, not a curated record. Lineage: Eukaryota; Fungi; Ascomycota; Sordariomycetes; Hypocreales; Ophiocordycipitaceae. Gene Ontology annotation, cellular component: membrane. Gene Ontology annotation, biological process: carbohydrate transport; transmembrane transport. Gene Ontology annotation, molecular function: carbohydrate:proton symporter activity. Bases 1 to 1443 code for a protein of 480 amino acids. The transcript has 11 exons.
AUGGGCUUCGACCUCCACGCCGACGGGACCAACGACCCCAAGAGUGUGCGCAACUGGCGCAUCCACUUGGUGGCCAUCGUUGCCUCCAUGUCUGCCAUCACCAUGGGCUACGACACGUCUGUUAUCGGGGGCACGAUGGCUCUAGACUCGUUCCGCCGCGACUUUGGUCUCCUCUCAGCGUCGGGCACGUAUCGCGACACUCUGCAAGGCAACAUCGUGUCCACGUUCCAAGCCGGGUGCUUCUUCGGCUCGCUGCUGACCUUCCCACUCGCCGAGAAAAUUGGUCGAAGAAAUGCCAUCUUUGUCGCCGCGACCGUCUUCAUCGCCGGCGGUGUGCUCAUGACAGCGGCACACGGCCUGCUCGCCAUGCUCAUUGUCGGACGUGCCGUUGCCGGUCUUGGCAUCGGGGCAUCGUCGCUGAUUGCGCCCGUAUAUAUUGCGGAGACGGCGCCUCCAUCAAUCCGUGGCAGGCUGAUUGGCGUCUUCGAGAUUGCGUCUCAGGGAGGUGGCAUGCUGGGAUUCUGGAUCAACUACGCCUGUGACCGAACCAUCUCCUCGUCCAAGGCCGCCCAGUGGAUCGUUCCCCUUGGCAUGCAGCUCGUCCCCGCCACGACCGUUGGGAAGAGGCAGAAAGUGCUCGUCAACCUCCGCGCCCUGCCCGCCGACCACCAAUACAUCCGAGACGAGCUCUCCGAGAUCCGCCAGCAGGUCGAGGAGCGCACGGCGAACCGCAUGACAUUCCGCGAGAUGUUCAAGCGCCCCUUCCAAAAGGGGGUGCGCAACCGCAUAUCCAUCGGCAUGUUGCUCAUGGCAUGCCAGAACCUCACCGGCGUCAACAUUAUCACCUACUAUUCACCUCGCAUCUUCGAGACACUUGGCCUCACGGGGACCACCACCAAGCUCUUCGCUACAGGCUUCUACGGCAUCGCCAAGACGCUUGGCAUGUUUGUAUUCUCAGUGUGGCUCGUGGAAAAGGUCGGCCGCAGAAACGGCCUCAUCUGGGGGGCCUUUAUCGGCUCCGUCCCCAUGUGGGACGGAUGGGGUUACCUAGCCAUGGUGUGCGUGUAUCUCUAUGGCCUCAUCUACUGCGCAACGUGGCAGGGCAUCACCUGGGUGUACUGUUCUGAAAUCUUUCCCAUCGACGUCAGGAUGCUCUGCACAGCCAUUACGACGGCCGACCAGUGGUUCUGGAGCUUCCUCAUCUCCCGCACCACGCCAUACAUGAUCACCUCGCUGGGUUACGGGACGUACAUGUUCUUCGGCGCACUCAUGGUUGCCAUGGGCUUCUGGGCGCUCUUCUUCAUCCCCGAGACCAAGGGCCUUACCCUCGAAGACAUGGACCGCCUUUUCAUGCAGAGCACCUCGGCUCCAGUCAUCAACAGAAAGAAGGAGGCGUAUCUCGAACAGGUUGGGUCGACUGACCAGCACCGGUCCUAUACCUGA